UAUAUAUAUGUGCGCCCGUUAACUUUCCGGGCCAAAAUUUGAUAUUUCGGUUGACUUUCCGGGAUGUUGUUGAUUUUCCGGGAAGGCCAGGAAAGUGUACAUAAGUAUUUUGACUUUCCGGGCAUGCCCGGAAAUAAUUUAUACUAAUUCCGGGACUGCCCGGAAUAUGUACAAAUUAUUUCCGGGCAUGCCCGAAAAUUAUUUAUAUAUAUUCCGGGACUGCCUGGAAAUUGUAGCAAAACUGUUGCUUUUUCAUUGCAAACUUCAAUCCCUGUUUGAAAAUUAAUUGACUACUGUUAAUAAUUAAUCAUAAUAUUAUCAGAAGUGUACCUACUUAGAAGAAAAAAAAUUUUGUUAGCAAAGAGAAAUGUCUAAACAUUUAGGUUUAGAGUGGGAUUCUACGUUAUAUAAAAAACUUUUAUUAGGCUUGAAAAAAUAUCAAGCUGAUUCAACUGCAAAAAUAAGUGAUGUGCUAAAAUAUAAGUUAAAGGAAAUAUCUCAAGAAAUUUACCCUGUGUAUGGAAAAGAAAAACAAUACCGGGAAAAUGUUGAAUAUUUUAUAAACAGUUAUUUGGAGAAAAUUAUUCUUGAUUGUUCCUUAAUCGAACAGCAUGAUGUUAUUGCUCCUAGACUUGAAGAGUGGAAUUGUUAUAAAAAUAGUUUAAUAGAUGUGAUGACAAGCACAGACAUUUUUCCUUAUUUUCAAAAAUGGAUGGAAUCAGAAAAAUUCAAAUUUUCAAUGAAGAUUAAAGAAGAUGUUCUAAUAAAAGUAUAUAACCUUCCUUCAGAAGAACCAAAAGUUCUUUGUAUGGGUAGUAAAAAAUCAAAGAAAAAAGUGUACGAUCAGUGGAUGCUAAAAAAAUUAGAAAACAUGCUUAAUAAUAAUAGAGAUGAAAUCAUCACUGCUGCAAAGGAACACAUUACAUCUAACAAUAUUGAUCUAAAUGAAAAAAUCGAAUGUGAAAAUCUCUUGAACUCAUCUGAUGUUCAAAACACUACAAUAAAUCAAAGAUGUCUGACUCAAAGUACACAUCAAUUCGCUUUUGCUGAUGAUAUUGCUAACUCAUUGGUUAUUGAUAUAUUUUAUCUGAACAAAAAGACUCACAAAAUAAAUCAGAACAUUUUGGGUGAAUUAGCUACCGAUAAGAAUUUCAAAGAAGAGAUUAAGAUGGCAAUUAACGAUUUUCGUACACCUAUAUCAGACAUAACUAAUAAUUUAUUAGUUAUAAUAAAGCGGCAUUUUAAGAAUAUAAAUAUUCCAAAGAAAAUGCUGGAACGCCAACUAAAAUCAUAUUUAUUGAUAGUAAAACCAGAUUCUGGAUUUGCAGUUCAGAUAUGUAAUAGGUAUUCUAAAAAUAUCAAUCAAGGUGUCACAAUAUGCGCUACGAAGUUUUGGCCCAAAAAUGCCAUUUUGAAGUAUUUGAAUGGAUAUACAACAAAAUUAACUAAAGAAGAGUUAGAGUAUUUAAUAAACGCUAAUUUAGAUUUUUCAAUUAUGUCUGGAACAAGUACCUCAGAAAAUCAAAGAAUGUGGCUAGGUCCUGGGUCAUAUGUUAACCACGACUGUGAACCAAAUGCGAAAUUAUAUACAUUAAAAAUGAACGGAGAACUCUGUCUUCAAGCUACAAAGAAUAUACAUGUCGGAGAUGAAAUAACCUGGAAUUACGGAUUAGAAUAUUUCGGGACAGGCGAAUGUGAAUGUAUGACAUGCAAAAAAGAAAACAAAGAUGCAAAAGCUCCAGCUCUUCAAAUUAAGACACCCGCAACUCUAAAGAAUGCAGUUGUCGUACUUGAUCGAUUAUCUAGACAGCAGAUGAAUAAGUCGAAUAAUAGUAUGGAUCGUACAUCGAAUGCAUCGUCAGAAGUAGUAAAUAGUAGCUUCUCAGACUUAUCAAUGAAUACUAUCAACGAAAUUUUAGGAAUAAAUUAGUAAUAUUAUAGUAAAAAAAGUUGUAAAUAAGAUCAUUUUGUAAGCAAAAUAUAUUAUUGUAAUUACAAUGGA
This is a messenger RNA of Nasonia vitripennis (jewel wasp), 2002 nucleotides long. RefSeq names its product histone-lysine N-methyltransferase KMT5B. Gene Ontology annotation, molecular function: histone H4K20 methyltransferase activity; protein binding. Gene Ontology annotation, cellular component: nucleus. Bases 368 to 1930 code for a protein of 520 amino acids. Lineage: Eukaryota; Metazoa; Arthropoda; Insecta; Hymenoptera; Pteromalidae. The transcript is spliced from 6 exons. The record is from RefSeq and is a predicted model, not a curated record.